AUGGCAAGCUCCACCAGCAGAGACAAACACCCCAACCCCCCAGCCAUCAUCGGCAUGGCCUGCCGGGUGCCCGGAGCCAUCAACCCAGCCCGUCUCUGGGACAACAUCCUCAGCCAGAUCGACCUCCAGCGCAAGAUGCCCCCCGACCGAUUCAACAUCGACGCCUUCUACCACCCAGACCACACCCACAAAGGCACGCUCAACACCAAGCACGGCUACUUUCUCGACCAGCCCCUCGCCGACUUUGACGCCGAGUUCUUUGGCGUCUCGGGCAAAGAAGCCGAGGCGAUGGACCCCCAGCAGCGUCUCCUCCUGGAAGUAACCUACGAAGCCCUCGAAGACCGGGGAAUCCCCCUUGCUUCUGUCAGGGGUUCGCGCACGUCGGUUUACUGUGGGAUGUACACCACUUCCAAUGAUUACCACAACCUUCAGAACAAGGACUUGGAGUACUACCCCAAGUCCCUUCGUAGUGGGGAGGCGGAUAUGGCUGUUGUUGUUGGGUCGGCACUGCAUUUUGGGCCGAAUACGUAUCAGACUAUGACUGAUAUGGGGUUUCUUAGUUCUGAUGGGAGGUGUAGGAGUUUUGAUAGGGAUGGGGAGGGGUAUGUGAGGUGUGAUAGGGUUUGUGCGGUGGUGCUGAAGAGGAGGGAGGAGGCGGUUGGGGAUGGGGAUUGGGUGAGGGCUGUUGUGAGGGGGAGUGGGGUUAAUCAUGACGGGAAGACGGAUGGGAUUACGCUGCCGUCGGCGGAGUUGCAGGAGGGGUUGAUUAGGGAGACGUAUGGGAGGGCGGGGAUUGAUCCGGAUGAUACGGGGUAUUUUGAGGCUCAUGGAACGGGGACCAAGGCGGGCGAUCCUCGUGAAGCUGCUGCUAUCGGUAAAGUCUUUGGCACGUCUACCCGCACGAGACCGCUUUAUAUGGACAGUGUCAAAUCCAAUAUUGGACAUUUGGAAGGCGCGGCUGGUCUUGCGGGUAUUAUCAAGGCGACGUUGGCUAUUCAGAAUGGCAAGAUCCCGCCCAAUAUGCAUUUCCACAAGCCUAACCCGGAGAUACUCUUUGACGAGUGGAAACUCAAGGUUCCCACUUCUGCCCUGGACUGGGUCGAGUCAGAUGGAAAGCCGCGCCGGGCAAGCAUCAACUCUUUUGGGUAUGGCGGUGCGAAUGUCCAUGUUGUUCUUGAACAACCUCUUGACUCCCCAACUGUCAUAGUCAAUGGUGUUGACAACGCCAAGACGCGGCCGUACCUGCUUCCGCUCACCUCACACUCGGAGGUAGCCGGCGAGAAAGCGAUCAGCAACCUCGCCAGUUACCUCAGCAGCAAGAAGGGGGGUGAUCAGCAGACGCUUAUCCGUGAUCUAGCCCACAGCUUCUCUACACGCCGCUCAGUGCACAGCAACAGGACCUUUGCUGUCCUGUCACAGGGGGCUGGUGUUGAAGAGCUAGCCGACGCCCUUUCAUCCGGGGCAUCAAGCGCUAAAUGGACUCAACCUCUCGACAGUGAACAGCCUAUUCGAGUAGGGUAUGUCUUUACGGGCCAGGGUGCCCAGACAUAUGACAUGGGCCGGGAGUUGAUACUUCACUCUGAAGCGUUCCGGGCAACACUGGAGCGUUGCGAUGAGGCUUUACAGACGUUCUCGCAGCCGGUGUGCACGGCUGUUCAGGUUGCAGUUGUUGACUUGUUGUCUGAUUGGGGAGUGAAGCCGUCGGCGGUGUGUGGGCAUUCGUCUGGUGAGAUAGCAACUGCGUAUGCGGCGGGUGUUUUGUCGCUUGAGGGGGCGAUUGUCACGGCGUACUACCGUGGGUUGUACAUGUCUGCUGGCCUUGAAGCAGCAGACUGCAUCCCAGGGGCGAUGAUGGCGGUGGGACUGUCAGCAGCUGAGCUAAAGGUUGAGUUGGGGGCGUAUGCAGACCGGCUCACUAUCGCGGCUAUCAACAGCCCUUCUAGCGUGACGGUCUCGGGAGACUUGGACACAGUCACGGAGUUGAAGGAGAAGUUGCUUGCUCGGAAGGCGUUUGCCCGGAAGUUGAAAGUCGAGCAAGCUUUUCACUCGCACCAUAUGGCUCCCAUGGCUCCGCGGUAUCAGGCCGCGCUGGAAGGGAGGGAGUUGGUUGUUUGUUCGCAGAAGCCUACCGCUAGGAUGUUCUCUAGUGUCACUGCCCGUGUCGUCUCCGACUCCGGGUCGCUCGGGCCGGGGUACUGGGCAGCAAACAUGGUCCAACCAGUUCGGUUCUCUGACGCUCUCACUGGAGCGGUUCUGGAUGAGGAGGAGAAACCAACAGUGGAUAUCCUUCUUGAAAUUGGCCCUCACCCAGCCCUCAAAGCUCCCGCUAAAGAAGUCCUCAAACUACUCGAGCUAGACAAGACCCCUUACCUCGGCACACUCUCUCGUGACCGCUCGGCAUAUGAGUCCCUUCUUAGCACAGCAGGAGAGCUUUUUACUCUCGGAUACCCCGUUGAUUUACCAGUCAUCAACGGCCCUGGCAACCGCCUCGUGGAUCUACCAACUCACGCGUGGAACCACAAGAACUACUGGUCUUUGAACCGCCUCACCACUGAGCACCUCCACCGCGAAACACGACACACACUUCUUGGAGUUCCCGUUCCGGGGGGGGUUCAUCACAUCCCAAGGUGGAGGAAUUACAUCCGGUUGCGUGAGAUCGCUUGGUUGAGAGAUCAUUGUGUAGAUGGGAAGGUGGUUUUCCCCGCGGCGGGUUAUUGCUGUAUGGCUAUUGAAGCGGCAGUCAGACUUGGGGACCGUAGGAACGAAAGCAUUGCCGCGGUGCAUCUGAAGGAGGUCUUGAUAAAAGCCCCGCUUACUCUGAGGGAAGACCAUGACGAGGGGGCGGAGACGGUGUUGGAACUGAGGCCUGUGGCGGAGUCGGCGAGGACGUUUUCGGAGGAGUGGUUCGAGUUUGAGGUUUCGAGUUUUGAGGAGGGUCUGGAGACGAGGCAUUGCCAUGGGAGGAUUUGGGUUGAGUAUGGCGAGCCGAGGGGGUUGAGGUCGUUGACAAAAGUGGAGGGGGUGGAGGAGAUGCAGGGGAGGGCGUUGUUUUUCCGGCAGAGGUGGCAGUCUUCUCUGCUGGCUCAUUUGGCAGUGCCAGUCACGGGCCGACCGCUGUAUGAGACUCUGCAUAUUCUGAGCGAGGAAACUCAGUGGCCGGAAAGGUUUGAUGUGUUGGGUAGGCCAGAAGGCCGGUAUGAUCUCGUUAUCGUGGGGAAGGACGCUGAGCUUUCUCCUGAGGCACUGCAAACAUCACUUGCCAGCAAUGCUGUGGUUGUCACCAGCGAGUCUCUUACGGAAUGGACACCGGUUGCAACCGUUUCCGAAUGGACCGCUUAUCGCCCAGCAACCAACGUCUCCACAGCUCAGAUUGACUUGACAGUGGUCCUACCAACUGUUUCCUCGGAAACAACACGAGCCAUCCUGGAAGAACUCGAGGCAUCCCCCUACAUCGCCUCACACGUCGUAGUCCUAAGCAGCCUUUACAACCACCCAAACCCCAUCGACCCCCCCUCAGAAUGGUUCGGCACCCGCCACCUCCUCACCCUUGAAAACAUCACCCUCCUCUGGCUCACCCUCGACGCAACAAUCCAAUCCACCAACCCCUCUCACGCCAAAAUCCUCGGCCUCCUCCGCGUGGCCCGCAACGAAAACCAAGCCUCUCGCCUCCUCUCCCUCGACAUCCAACCCUCCACCUCCCCCGCUCUCAUCACAAAACAGAUCCUCCCCUGCCUGUCAACCGCCUCAGAAGAGGACUUCUCCCUCCACCACACAACCCUCCACAUCCCCCGCAUAGAAGAAGACCUCCCCCUCAACCGUAAACUCCCCUCCGGCCUCGGCAGCCUCCCCCAACCCUCACCUUACAAUUCCCACCCCUCCCUCGCCCUCCGAGUAGGCAAAAUCGGCCUCCUCGAAACCCUCCACUUCGUCCCCCUCCCCCAAGACAACACCGCCCUUGGUGAUAAACAAGUCCUCAUUCGUGUCAAAGCCUCCGCCCUCAACUUCCACGACCUGGCUGUAGCGUUGGGGAUAAUCCAAGACUACAACAUGGGCAACGAAUGCGCGGGUGUCAUCACCGCCGUUGGCGCCUCCGUUACUAACCUUUCCCCUGGGGACCGGGUGGUAGCUUACCGUCCUGGCCAGGGGGCACAUCAGACUUUUGUUCGUCAGGAUGGUGAUAUGUGCGUGAAGAUACCUGACACAAUGUCAUUUUCUUUGGGGGCGAGUCUGCCCGUUACGAUGACGACGGCGUUUUAUUCGCUUUUCACGGUUGGACGGUUGCAAAGGGGAGAAACGGUUCUGAUACACAGUGCUGCUGGGGGGGUUGGGCAGGUGGCGAUUCAGAUGGCGAAAAAUAUCGGGGCGAGGGUGCUGGUUACUUGUUCGGAGGGGAAGAGGGGGUUGAUGAGGGAAAGGUAUGGGAUGGGGGAGGGGGAGGUGUUUAAUUCGAGGGAUGAUUCUUUUGUGAGGGGGGUGAUGGAGGCGACGGAAGGAAAAGGGGUGGAUGUGGUGAUUAAUAGUCUGGCUGGGAAACUGCUUCAUGCCACGUGGGGGUGUUUGGCGCCGUUUGGGAGGUUUGUCGAGAUUGGGAAGAGGGACAUACAUCAGAAUUCGAACUUGGGGAUGGAUCCGUUCAGGAGGAAUGUCAGUUUUGCUUCGGUGGAUAUGAUUUUGGUUUAUGAGUUGGAUAAACCCCUGGCGGCGAGGUUGUUGGGGGAGACGUUUGAGAUGGUGUUUUCUGGGGAGGUGAGGCCGCCUGAGGGGUUGUUUGAGUAUUCUUAUGGUCAGGCGGAGAAGGCAUUUCGGUUGAUGCAGCUGGGGAGGCAUACGGGGAAGGUUGUUCUUACUGUUGAUGAGGAGGAGGAGGUGAUGGUUGCCCCGCCGAGUUAUGAUCAGAGCUGUUAUUCAAGGGGGAUAGGACGUAUAUUUUGGUUGGGGGGUUGGGGGAGCUGGGGACGGCGACGGCGGAGUGGAUGUAUCUUCGUGGGGCGAGGAGGUUUGCGUUCAUGUCCCGGUCGGGGGAUCAGAGUAGGGGAUGUGGGUGUUUUGGCUGAUGUUGAGAACGUCGUUCGGGAGAUUGGUCCUUCGCUGGCUGGCGUUUUCAAUAUUGCGGUUGUGCUACAGGACGGCAUGAUCAGGUCGUUGUCGUUUGAUCAGUACCAGACCGGGCUGCACACCAAGUGCACCGGUGCGUGGAAUUUGCACACAGCAACGUUGGGCAUCGACUUGGACUUUUUCGUCUGCUGGUCGUCGGUGUCGGCCAUCUGCGGUAACAAGGGACAAGGAGCCUAUGUUGCCGCCAAUGCGUACAUGGAUGCCUUCAUGCGCUGGCGACGGGAGCAGGGCCUUGUCGGAACGGCUAUGAAUCUUGGUGCUGUGCCCACGAGGGGCUUGGUUGCUGAGAAUGAGCUUGUCAGGAAGAGCCUCGACAGAAACAAGCUCGAUAUCCUCACGGAGCAAGAACUCAUGUUUUUGAAUGAGGAAGCAGUACAGCUGAAGAAGCCUGAUGCCGCCACAGAUGGCCUCGACUGGCAUCAGCUGAUUGUCGGCGUCAACACAAAGGAGCCUGAUGUUUGGUGGUCGGAGCGGUCCGUCUUCCGCACACUAUAUGCCAACAGAUCGUAUGGCACCGGGGCCGGCAGCGGUGCUGCAGCUGGUCAAGUGAGCACGGCAAGCCUCCUCGCAUCCGCAGGGAGCGUUGAGGACAAGACUGCCGUCUUACAGCAAGCGUUCACCCAGAAAGUGGCAACAGGCUUGAGCACACCAACAGAGAGCAUUCUGCCAACCAACCCGUUAUCAUUCUAUGGCCUCGACUCGAUCGUGGCUGUCGAGUUCCGGAAAUGGUUCAAGGAAACUGCCGUAGUUGACCUUUCGCUGUUUGAUAUACUUGGUGCAAAGUCCAUUCAGGGGCUGGUCGAAAAGGUCGUGGCGUCGAUGCCUGUUGCAGCAGUAUCUUCGAGCGAGGAGCGUGUGAAGACAUGUUCGGGUGAGAAGCAGACAUCAGCGAGUGUUAUCAAUGGCCAACAUGAUCAGAGAAGGAAGCUGGAUCACAUCCCGAGACUCCAAACGUCUGGUCCGGUGCCAGUGUCAACUCACCAAGCGAGAAUGUAUGCUCGCCAUGUCCGCGCCGAAGACAAGUCUCAGAUGAACCUAUGUGGUGUCCUGCGCAUCAGUGGCCACCCAGAUCUACCUGCACUAGGAAAAGCCUUCCACGAGACUGUACGACGGCACCAAGCACUGAGCACAGCAUUCGUCCAAGACGGCAACCGGCUCGUUCAGUCACCAUCGCCAGAGCCGAAAUGCCAUCUGAUCAUUGAGGACGUAUCAUAUACCACAUCCCCUCAAACAGAGCUCCAGAUCAUCAUCUCACGUCUUCGAAACCAACAACUCGAGAUAGCCAAAGGCGAAGUAGCAACUAUGACCCUCGUUAGAACAUCAGAAACCGAGUACUUUGUCAUCUUCAUCGCCCACCACAUCUGCUUCGACAGAGCCAGCUUCACAAUCCUCUCAGAUGACUGGAUGGACCUCUACGACGCGAUCCGCUCCAGUCGAGACCUCGACACGGUCCCCUCCCCACCCAUCACCUUUGCGGACUUCGCCCAGUGGCACAACACCCUCCUCAAGUUCCCACCAGCCCUCGCAAACCUAGACUUUUGGACCCAAGAGCUCACCAACCUCCCAACCGCCGGCACCCUCCUCCCCUUCGCCCAGCGAAAAACUCGCCCCUCAACCUGGCAAACCCACCGCCGUCACUUCACCACCCAACUCCCCUCCAAAUUCUCCAAACGCCUAAAGCGCAUCUGCGCCCACCUCUCCUCCACCCCCUUUCACUUCCUCCUCGCUGCGUGGCGAGCCUACCUGUUCCGGCACACCGCCGACAAAGAUUUCACAAUCCUAAUGCUAGAAGGCAACCGUCCCCACCCCGACGUCGAGUCUGUGAUCGGUUGCCUAGCUAACGUCCUCCCUCUCCGCUUCAACAACGACUGCUCCCUUCAGACACCCUUUGAAGAUGUCAUAACCUCCGCUCGGGACCUCACGCUUGAGGCGUUGGAGCAUGCGGAGGUGUCGUUUGAUGAUAUUGUCGAUCGUGUGGUUGGAAAGGAAAACAGACCAGAGGGGCAUAUGCCGCUGGGGCAGGUGGCGAUUAACUUCCAGAUGCAUGGUGGUGCGCCGUGGGAGUAUAGGCAUGCUGAUUUUGAGGUGGGGGUUCAUCGGUUGUAUAAUAUUGGACAUCCUUGCGAGCUGGUGCUUGAGGUUGUGGAGGGGGGGGAGGGGGAGUUUGGGUUUUUUAUGCAGCAUUGCACUGUGCUUUAUCGGGAUGAGGAUAUGGAUCGGUUUGGGGAGGGGUUUGUGAGGUUCGUGGAGAGCGUGGUUAGGGACCAUAGGCAGGUUGUGGGUGAGGUUUGA
This is a messenger RNA of Podospora anserina S mat+, 7407 nucleotides long. RefSeq lists its product as uncharacterized. Gene Ontology annotation, biological process: secondary metabolite biosynthetic process; fatty acid biosynthetic process. Lineage: Eukaryota; Fungi; Ascomycota; Sordariomycetes; Sordariales; Podosporaceae. The transcript is spliced from 7 exons. The coding region runs from base 1 to 7407 and encodes 2468 amino acids. The record is from RefSeq and is a predicted model, not a curated record. Gene Ontology annotation, molecular function: oxidoreductase activity; phosphopantetheine binding; zinc ion binding.